Molecule: messenger RNA, 1986 nt
Organism: Oryzias melastigma (Indian medaka)
Lineage: Eukaryota; Metazoa; Chordata; Actinopteri; Beloniformes; Adrianichthyidae
Gene: atp1b1b
Product: ATPase Na+/K+ transporting subunit beta 1b
Exons: 6
Coding region: 82-987 (301 amino acids)
Biological process (GO): potassium ion import across plasma membrane; intracellular potassium ion homeostasis; sodium ion export across plasma membrane
Cellular component (GO): sodium:potassium-exchanging ATPase complex
Molecular function (GO): ATPase activator activity
Source: RefSeq, a predicted model, not a curated record
GCAGCGUGAUCCCGGUGCCCCUGCCACGAGCCGGACUAGCGCGCGGACCCACGCACGGACCCACGCACGGACACAGUCAGCAUGCCCGCGAACAAGGACGAUGGCGGCUGGAAGAAGUUCCUGUGGAACUCGGAGAAGGGGGAGCUGAUGGGCCGGACCGGCAGCAGCUGGUUCAAAAUCACGCUCUUCUAUGUGGUCUUCUACGGCUGCCUGGCCGGCGUCUUCAUCGGCACCAUCCAGGCCAUGCUGCUCACCCUCAACGACUUCAAGCCCACCUGGCAGGACCGAGUGGCGCCCCCUGGCCUGUCGCACACCCCCAAGGUAGACAAGGCCGAGGUGUCCUACAGCAUCAACAGCUAUGAGACCUACAUGCCUUUCACCAAAGCCCUGAGGGAGUUUGUGUCCCAGUAUGACGACGCCAACCAGGGGGACCAAUCCAAAUUUGACGACUGUGGACAGGAACCGGCAGAGUACAAGCUCCGAGGGGAUCUGGAUGACAACGCUGGUGUUAGGAAAGCGUGUCGCUUCUCCAGGAAGUGGCUAGGCCCCUGUUCCGGUUUAGAGGAUGAAUCCUUCGGUUUCAAAGAGGGCAAACCCUGCAUCAUUGUGAAGCUUAACAGGAUCGUCAACUUCCGUCCAAGGCCUCCCAGCUCCAACGACAGCAUCCCUCCAGAGGCCGCCCCGAAGGUGCAGCCCAAUGUGAUCCCCCUCUUCUGUACCAACAAGAGAGAGGAGGAUGCCGGCAAGAUCGGCGAGAUCAAGUACUACGGCAUUGGCGGCGGCUUCCCGCUGCAGUACUACCCGUACUACGGGAAGCGGCUGCACCCCCAGUACCUGCAGCCCCUGGUGGCGGUGCAGUUCGCCAACCUGACCCAGAACGAGGAGCUCCGCAUCGAGUGCAAAGUGUUCGGGGAGAACAUCGACUACAACGAGAAGGACCGCUACCAGGGACGCUUUGACCUGAAGAUCACCAUCAACAACGUAUGAUAGCGGCGCCUCCCUGACGCCCCCACCCCCACCCCGGCAGAAGACAUCAGUGAGGGGUCGUCACGGUCUCGUCCAUCGCCACUAGUCUUGAAUGAACCUCCAUCCGGGGGCCGUCGUAACCGCGUUCAUCACUAGCUUCAACACCUCCUCCUAGCCUUAGACGAAGAUUUAGAGCAAAAUUAGCAAUACAGGCCCAGCCACAUAUUUAUUUAGCCGCAAAUUACUUUCCCACAAGCCACAGGACAUCGUACGGCGGGGUGUCCCAUCGCCGUCCCCCACCGCCGCUGCCGCCGCCUCGUGCUUUGCCUCCUCCCGUCUCUGCUUCGGCGCUUCGUGUGCUUGCCUCCAGAACGAUGCGCACUCCUGUUCACGCUGCGAGGAAACGGCUACACUCCAGGAAGCGUUGCUCCUCUUUCUUUUCUUUAAUCACUGAAACGUGUGAAGGGUUUUCUCUCCGUUUUAAUCUUUGCCUUGAAUGUAGACCGGCGUUCGGCCCGUCGGGACGCUCGGUCCCGUUUGAAGAGGCGACGGUGCUGUCUUAUGUUUUGACUUCAUUUGUUUUAUUUUUUUUGCUGGAUUUGUCUCAGCGUCGUGGUGUAACUGAAUGUUUUAACCAUCUGAAGACGGUGGAAGAAUUUUAUAUUUAUGCAGAUGUACAUUUUGUUUCUUUGCAGAAUAUUGUAAUGUAUAAAUGCAAUACCAAAGUGAGUCGAAGAGCGUCUAUUAAAAAGCAAUGCAGUACUCCGAAAGUGCUCAAGCGUCUUGCCUUGUCAGUGGUUAUCUUUGGAUCCAUGCCUGACGUAGUUAGUAGACUGAACUAGUGACCUGUAGGUGAACUCCGACUGGAGGUCGAGUUCUCGCAGUCGAUCGAUGAAAAUACCACGUAGGAGAUCCCGACGAUGUAAGAUGCUCAACUUUGAAUCUUAAGACCUUUCAUCCGUUCACACCUUUGUCAUUUCAUCGAAGAUGGAAACGAAUAAAGUUAAAGUGAACCUUAAA